UUCUUUUGCACUUUGACACUUCGCUCAAUACCCAAAAGGGGAAUCUCUCUUUGGACUCUGUUAUUGUGUAGCUUCUUCUUCACCCUGUAAGGUCUGCUCAGUGCUGCGUCUGUAAUGGCGGGGGAAAAUCUGUCGGUCGUGCUGCACGCCAAGGGAGACCUCCGGCUGGAAAAUCGCCCUAUCCCAGAGCCAGGGCCUAAUGAGGUUUUGCUGCAGAUGCACUCUGUAGGAAUCUGUGGAUCAGAUGUCCACUACUGGCAGAACGGCCGAAUCGGGGACUUUGUCCUCACCAAACCGAUGGUGUUGGGACACGAGGCAGCAGGGCGUGUGAUGAAGGUCGGAUCAGAAGUCAAGCAUCUUAAAGUAGGUGACAGAGUAGCCAUUGAGCCAGGCGUGCCCCGCGAGAUGGACGAGUUUUUUAAAAACGGAAGAUAUAACUUGUCUCCUACCAUCUUCUUCUGCGCCACACCUCCUGAUGAUGGCAAUCUGUGCCAAUACUACAAGCACAGUGCCAACUUCUGCUACAAGUUGCCUGAUAACGUGACAUUUGAGGAGGGAGCUCUAAUAGAACCUCUGUCUGUGGGGAUCCAUGCCUGUCGCAGAGCCGGUGUAACCCUGGGCACCACCGUGCUCAUCUGUGGUGCAGGGCCUAUUGGGUUGGUCUGCCUGCUAGUGGCCAAGGCGAUGGGGGCCUCGCAGGUCGUCAUCACAGAUCUGGCCCCUGAGCGUCUGACCAUGGCCAAAGAGUUGGGAGCAGACUUCCAGCUGACGGUGAAGAGAGGAGACGCUCCCCGGCAGCUCGCAGAGAGCGUCGAGGAGAAGCUGGGCACUCAGCCGCACGUUUCUAUUGAAUGCUCUGGAGUGGAGAGCAGCAUUCAAACCGCCAUCUAUGCCACGCGACCAGGUGGAGUGGUGACGCUGGUGGGUCUCGGCGCUGAGAUGGCCAAUAUUCCUCUGAUCCAUGCUGCUGUGAGAGAAGUGGACAUCAGAGGAGUUUUCCGCUACUGCAACACCUGGCCGAGGGCAAUAGCCAUGUUGGCGUCAGGUAAAGUGAAUGUGAAGCCCCUGGUGACACACCGCUUCCCCCUGGAGCAGGCGGUGCAGGCCUUCGAGACCUCACGUCAGGGUCUCGGGAUAAAGGUCAUGUUAAAGUGUGACCAGAACGACCAGAAGCCCUGACCCACUGCAGGGAAACAGACCAGAGCCGAGAGCCACUGAGCGUGACAAGCAGACACAAACACAGGCUGGACGUUGACCCUAGAAUAGAUAACAGAAA
Messenger RNA from Notothenia coriiceps (black rockcod), 1276 nucleotides. RefSeq names its product sorbitol dehydrogenase (gene sord). Bases 115 to 1179 code for a protein of 354 amino acids. The transcript is spliced from 9 exons. Gene Ontology annotation, biological process: D-sorbitol catabolic process. The record is from RefSeq and is a predicted model, not a curated record. Gene Ontology annotation, molecular function: L-iditol 2-dehydrogenase (NAD+) activity; zinc ion binding. Lineage: Eukaryota; Metazoa; Chordata; Actinopteri; Perciformes; Nototheniidae.